AUGGUUUCCGCAUACGAUGUUGGCACUAGGUGCUGGUACCCUGACGAGAAACUUGGAUGGAUCGGUACGGUUGUGAAGUCAAACAAGAAAAGCGGAGACAAAUAUGUGCUCGAGCUUGUCUCCGAAAAUGACGAAUCUCAAACCUUUGAGGUUCAGUCGGAUAACUUGAGCGAAGAGAACGACAAACUUCCUCCUUUGCGAAAUCCUCCCAUUUUGGAGGCUGCCGAGGAUUUGACGAGUCUUUCCUAUUUGAAUGAGCCUGCUGUGCUUCAUGCCAUCAAACUCAGAUACUCCCAGCUCAAUAUUUAUACAUACUCGGGUAUUGUCUUGAUUGCAACCAAUCCGUUUCAAAGAGUGGAUCAGUUGUAUUCCCAGGAUAUCGUUCAAGCAUACGCAGGGAAGCGUAGGGGCGAGUUAGAUCCUCAUUUAUUCGCCAUUGCUGAGGAUGCCUAUCGAUGUAUGAAGUCAGAUAACGAGAAUCAAACUAUUGUUGUCAGUGGAGAGUCAGGUGCCGGUAAGACUGUUAGUGCCAAGUACAUUAUGCGUUACUUUGCGUCAGUCGAAGAAGAAUCUGAAUUGGAAAAUAACAUAGGAACGGAGCACAAGUCAGAUAUGUCUGAGGUCGAAAAACAGAUUCUUGCCACCAAUCCAAUCAUGGAGGCUUUUGGAAAUGCGAAGACAACCAGAAAUGACAACUCCUCACGUUUCGGUAAGUACUUGGAAAUUUUGUUUGAUGAGAGUACUUCCAUUAUCGGUGCACGUAUCAGAACCUAUCUUCUUGAGAGAUCAAGAUUGGUCUUCCAGCCUAAAUCUGAACGAAACUACCAUAUCUUUUACCAGCUUUUAGCUGGUAUGGAGAAGGACGACAAGGCAAAGUUGAGUUUAUUAGAGGCUCAUGACUAUAGAUACACGAAUCAAGGAGGAACCCCCGUUAUAGAUGGCGUCGACGAUGCUGAGGAGUUUAGAAUCACUAAGGAUGCAUUGGCUUUGAUUGGCAUUGGCAAUGACCAGCAGUUUGAGAUCUAUAAAAUUCUCGCUGCUUUAUUACACAUCGGAAACAUUGAGUUCGCUGCAACUAGAAAUGAUGCUCAUUUAUCCUCGGAUGAGCCAAAUUUGGUGAAGGCCUGUGAUCUUUUAGGCAUCGACCCAGUUGCCUUUUCCAAGUGGUGUGUGAAGAAACAAAUCACUACAAGGUCCGAGAAGAUUGUCAGUAACUUGAACCAUAGUCAGGCGCUUGUGGCUAGAGAUUCCUUUUCGAAGUACAUCUACUCAGCAUUGUUCGAUUGGUUGGUAGACUAUGUCAACACUGACUUAUGCCCUCCCGAAGUGGAGGCGAAAAUCAAGCUGUUCAUCGGUGUUCUUGACAUUUAUGGGUUUGAGCAUUUCGACAAAAACUCCUUCGAGCAGUUCUGUAUUAAUUACGCUAAUGAGAAGCUUCAACAGGAGUUCAAUCAGCAUGUGUUUAAAUUGGAGCAAGAGGAGUAUGUGAAAGAAGAGAUUGAAUGGUCAUUCAUUGACUUCGCUGACAAUCAACCCUGCAUCAACUUGAUUGAGAACAAGUUGGGAAUUUUAGCCUUACUUGAUGAAGAAUCUAGGUUACCCUCCGGUAAUGACAAGUCUUGGAUCGAAAAAAUGUACCAAACUCUUGACAAGGCACCCACUAAUAAGGUUUUCAAGAAACCGAGAUUUGGUCAAACAAAGUUUGUCGUCAGUCAUUAUGCGCUUGACGUUGAGUACGAUAUCGACGGAUUCAUAGAAAAGAACAGAGAUACUGUUGGCGAAGGUCAUCUCGAUGUCAUGAAGAAUUCCUCGAAUCCAUUAUUGCAAUCGAUUUUGGCGAUCAUUGACAAAACGGCUUCAGCGGUAGAUGCCUCAGCAUCGAAAACAAGAUCUUUGGCAAGUAAAAAGCCCACCUUGGGUUCGAUGUUCAAAAACUCAUUGAUUGAAUUGAUGAAAACUAUUGAUUCAACGAAUGUGCAUUAUAUCAGGUGUAUCAAGCCCAAUGAACUAAAGAAGGCCUGGGAAUUUGAUUCUCUUAUGGUUUUGUCACAGUUGCGAGCUUGCGGUGUGCUUGAGACAAUUAGGAUAUCGUGUGCUGGAUUCCCUUCCCGAUGGACAUAUGUUGAGUUCGCCGAUAGGUAUCGCAUUUUGGCUCCAUCGGAAGUUUGGAUGAAGGUUAUGAGUGAAGAGACAACCCAGGAGUCCGUUACUAGUUUGUGUGAUACCAUUUUGCAGCGCAACAUUGACGACAAGUCAAAGUACCAACUUGGUAAUACCAAGAUCUUUUUCAAGGCUGGUAUGUUGGCUCAUUUCGAAAAUUUGAGAUCAGAGAAGUUGUACAGGUCGGCCGUGAUGCUUCAAAAGAAUAUGAGACGGUAUGUCUAUCGUAAGAGAUACUUGGAUAUUCGAGCAUCGCACAUUGCUCUUCAAGUUUUGGCUCGUGGUAGAGUCGUACGUGCUCAAGUGAAGAGAGAAAUGGAAACCAAUGCUGCCAUUAAGAUUCAAACUGCUAUUCGAGGCUUCGUCGCCAGACAGCAAUUGCAACGGACUUUGAAGUCAGUGAUUGUAUUACAAAAAUCUAUCAGGGGUAAACAAGUCAGACACGCUCUUCUUAAACAAAGGACGGAAAAUUCUGCAGUGACUAUUCAGAGCGCAGUUCGUGGGUAUGCGGCAAGAAAGGCUUACAAGAAGUCAAGAAAGGAUGUCGUAUUGAUUCAGUCAUGCAUAAGAAGACGCCUUGCAAUUGCUGAAUUGAAACAGCGUAAAGUCGAUGCUAAAUCUGUCAAUCAUUUGCAGGAAGUAUCGUACAGGUUAGAGAAUAAGGUCAUUGAACUCACACAAUCCUUGACUUCGAAGAUCCAAGAAAAUAAGCGUAUGAUAGAGGAUAUCACCAACUUGAAGAAUUUGUUGCAACAGUCUAGUACUGCUCAUGAGACCUUAAAAUCAAGGGAAAUUGAAUUCAAUGAAAAGUUUGAUUCUCAAAACGCCAAUCAUCAAGAAGAGAUUCAAUCCUUGAAUAAAGAACUCGAAUCGAUUAAGGCUGAAUAUUCAGCGGCGGAGGAAAAGAUAGAGAAAUUGUCGAAGGAACAAGCAGAGUUGCGACAAGAGGUCCUGCGUAAGAUUGCAGAAUUGAACGAGACGAAGGAUGCUUUGGUGAAGCGUGAUACUAUUGAGAUUGACUUAAAAUCUCACAUCGAGCAAUUAAAGACGGAAUUAGCUACACUUCAAUCUCAACAACAGAGAGGUGGCAUUGUGAAUGCCAAAACCAGAAGUGCAAGCAGUAAGCGUCAUAGUAGCGCAUUGGCAUGGAACUCUCCAGCCUCGCUUGAUCAAAACAACCGCCCAGUCUCUGUCAUAGCUGUGUCGCCAGAUGACGUCGCUAAUGUUGACGAUAUCAAUGAUGAGUUGUUCAGAUUGUUACGUGAUUCAAGACAAUUACAUAGGGAGAUUGUCGAUGGUUUGCUCAAGGGUUUGAAGAUCCCACCUGCUGGCGUUGCAGCCGAUUUGACCCGAAAGGAAGUAUUAUUCCCAGCUCGUAUAAUCAUAAUCAUCAUCUCGGAUAUGUGGCGAUUGGGACUCACCAAGGAGAGUGAGGAGUUUUUGGGCGAAGUCCUAGCUGCCAUUCAACAGCUCGUGUCUGUCUUAAAGGAUGAUGAUGUGAUUCUGAAUGGUGCGUUCUGGUUGUCCAACACUCAUGAGUUGUACUCAUUUGUGUCUUAUGCGCAACAAACGAUUAUUUCGAACGACACUUUAUCUCAUGAAAUGAGUGAGGCGGAGUUCGAUGAGUACUUGAAGUUAGUUGCGGUGGUCAAGGAAGACUUUGAAUCUCUCUCUUACAAUAUCUAUAAUAUGUGGAUGAAAAAGAUGGAAAAAGAUUUGGAAAAGAAAGCGGUGUCUGCUGUUGUCCUUUCACAAUCAUUGCCAGGAUUCAUGGCUCCGGAAAACUCGCCCUUUUUGUCAAAGGUGUUUUCUCCUGGCAUACAAUACAAGAUGGAUGAUAUUUUGAGCUUCUUUAAUGCUGUCUAUUGGUCCAUGAAAUCAUACUUUAUUGAGCAAGAAGUAAUGACUGAAGUGAUAAUCGAAUUAUUGCGUUUCGUGGAUGCGUUGUGUUUCAACGACUUGAUCAUGAGACGUAACUUCUUAUCCUGGAAACGUGGAUUGCAGUUGAAUUACAAUGUCACCAGAUUAGAGGAAUGGUGCAAAGGUCAUGAGAUACACGAAGGUUCUGGCUAUUUGAGUCACUUGCUUCAAGCCGCUAAGUUAUUACAACUCCGAAAGAAUACCCCUGAUGACAUUGAAAUCAUCUACGAAAUUUGCUAUGCCUUAAAGCCAAUUCAAAUCCAAAAGCUCAUAUCACAAUACUUCGUGGCAGACUAUGAGACUCCUAUAGCCCCCAACGUGUUGCAGGCUGUGGCAGAUAGGGUUAAGACAACGGACGGAACCAACAGCGACGAAUUGUUCGAAGUUGUUUCUACCGACGGUCAUUUCAAUGAUCCAUUUAGAUCAGUGAACUUGCGGCCAUUCUCUAGAGUGGAAGCAUAUGUUCCCGCAUGGUUGAGCUUGCCUGUUAUCAGGCGCAUUGUUGAGCUAGUCGCUAAGAAUGCCUCCGUUCAAGAAGCAAACUCAAUAAAUGGAAGGGAAGAGAUGGAAUCGCCGUUGCAAAACGGUGUUACUACAGAGGCAUGA
This is a messenger RNA of Meyerozyma guilliermondii ATCC 6260, 4686 nucleotides long. RefSeq names its product myosin 2 (gene MYO2). Lineage: Eukaryota; Fungi; Ascomycota; Pichiomycetes; Serinales; Debaryomycetaceae. Gene Ontology annotation, biological process: vesicle transport along actin filament; actin filament organization. The transcript has a single exon. Gene Ontology annotation, cellular component: actin cytoskeleton; cytoplasm; myosin complex. The coding region runs from base 1 to 4686 and encodes 1561 amino acids. Gene Ontology annotation, molecular function: actin filament binding; ATP binding; microfilament motor activity. The record is from RefSeq and is a predicted model, not a curated record.